AUGCUUUUAUCGCAAGCUUGUGAAGAAUCAGGGGGCAAGUUUUCAGAAGUGUGGAAUUCAAUAAGGCGUUUCCAUAGUAAUAGGUUGCAUGCGGCAAUAUAUUUUUUGAAUUGACUGCGUGGAGGCGAAAAAGGGCCAACUUGAUCAAUUAACAGUUCUAUUGAGGAUGUGCUGCUGGAAGAUUAUGCGGGUUUGGAUGAAAUGAAACUGCAUGAAAUUUUGAAUCAAUACAUCUCAAACACGUAUAACACAGAGAAUGUGGCCAUGUUUUUGUUUGUUCAGAAUCCGGGAAAAUAUAUUAAUGCUAAUGUUCUUGAAGAAAUAGAGGAUACCGACGAGUUUCAAUUACCGAGAGCAGUUAUUUAUUUGCCUCUAAUGGAAUUGAAGACAUGCAGCAAUGGGAGGAGAGGGCAACAGCGCAAAUAAGGGAAUUUGUUGGUCCCGUGGCGAGGGGAAUGUUGGAUGGAGCAUUGGAUACUGCCAAAGAAGCAAGGAAACGAGCUGACCAAACAGCUGGUGGUGCCGAACUGAAAGGAGUGUAUGAUUCUAUGUACAAUGCGACAUGGGGUUAUGUGGAGUCGGGUCACAAUGAUUUACCUCUUGGCAUGAAGGUGGUGGGUAAUUGUGACGGCGAGCCCGAGUUGUGGACAAAAGAGGAGGUGAAUGUCAGUCACACGCCUUAUGACUUGUGCGACCCACUGCCUCGUCACGGUAAUUUAGAGAUUGCUGUGCUCACCUCGCAGAAGAGUUGGCCAUAUAACUCUUUCAGCAUUCCGGAACAUGCAAUUCAAGAGGAUGCGGAGGAACCAGGAGACUACGUGUUUGACCGGGAUGUGUACGUUCGUCGAGAGGUAAUGAGAGUGUGGUAUCUUGUGAAGCACAGGCUGGAUUUGUGGCUGGAGUCAGAGCUGAUCGAAAAACAGAUUCCUUGCGUCCUCGUCGGCAGUGCAGGUAUUGGGAAAUCAGUUGGUGCUGGCUAUUAUAUUCGACUUACGCUGGUUUAGUGGUUAUGUAGAUUGGUCGUCGCAGAUAGUACCGGAAUCGAUUCCCGCGGCCAGCGAGUAUUUAGCUUACACUAAGAAUGAAUCUGCCUCAACGUGGUGCCAGGGUCCGGUACCCCGUAUCAUCGGGGGAAGCCAAGAGCCAGCAGCGUUAUUCCCAUAGGGAACACUGCUUUGCUCCGGCUACGGCAUCAUACAGCACAGGGAUCAGCAGCGUCUUGCUGGGACACCGUUUUUCAUUUGUCGGUCCCUGGGCACGUGCCAGCGUGCCAUCAGCAGUAUCAUCCGCACUAAGAUGCUGCUGUCCGGUGAUGUGGAAGAGAAUCCCGGCCCGUCGUUGCGCGGGAUGCAGUGGAACUGCGCCGGGCUAUCUCAAGGAAAGAGAUUAGCACUCCACAAAACCCUUGUUGAUGAGCGGAUCGCCUUUUGUCUGUUGAGCGAGACAAGGAUGACGCCUGGAGAGGCGGCUUGCUUUAGCGUUGCUGGUUACCAACAUCGCGGAAUAGCUCGUAACUGCAAAGGAGGUGGUGUAUCAAUACUAGUGAGGGAGGACCUACCAGUCGAGACCGGUAUGGCCGUUGUUGGUCGCAUUGAACAAGUGCAUGCAACAAUUCACCUUGCACGUGGAACGGCGCUGACUGUCACGUCGGCAUACAUCCCACCAAAACACACCUUUACGGCAACUGACAUAGAUACGCUUCUGACAACUGACGGUGCCCAGCUCAUCGGUGCAGACGCUAAUGCACACGCGUUGGCAUGGGAUCGCGCGAGCCCACCAAAUACCAAGGGUGAAACCCUCACACAGUGGUGCAUUGACAACCAGUUUCUGGUCUGCAACACUGGUGAGUGCACCAGGUACGCGUGCCACCACGGGGAGUCCACCCCUGAUGUGACACUGUCAAGGAAUUGCACAGUGUACACGUGGACAUCGCUGUAUUCUCCCGAUAGCGAUCACCAUCACAUAUUUUUCGACGUUAUCGUUGGAGACGACACAGAUGCACUGAGUUGCCCGCGGCUUCGAAAGCCCAUGUACGCAUGGCUAAAAGCUAACUGGAGGAAUUUCCGUCUCAAGGUUGACGAGCUCUGCAGGAAAAUUGGUAGAGAGAAGAACGUCAACACCCUGGAACAGAAAUUGAGCUCCGCCAUCCGCAUUGGACACCUGCGCUCGCGAAACUCGAUGAAGAGAUCGCUGGAUGCGGACCCUCCCGCCGAAGGGAAAAGUUGGUAGCCACGCGUAAGCAGAUCCUGGACCGUACCACAAAGAAGAGAUGGAGCACGCUAUGCUCCAGACUUGCGGUGUCAGACCGCUGCAGUUGGCACAUUGUCAAGAAGGUAUAUGCGCCACGACCACUAACCACACCGGCUGUACUUGUAGAUAACGCGGCCAUCACGGACUACCGUCAAGCUGAGAGGUUCAGUAAACUGUACUCGUCCCGCGCAAGAAGGCACCCCGACUCACACCCACCGGCACCAAUAAAGACGAUAGCGAGUGAGUUCAGUCCCAUCACGAUGGCUGAACUACGGAGAUCGAUCAAACUGCUACCGAGUGGAUCCGCCGCCGGACCUGAUUGCUUAUACAACGAGGCACUACAACAUCUCGGCAGAACAGCGCUGAAUGUUGUUCUGUGGCUAUUCAAUGAGAGCCUACGAACGGGAGUCGUGCCGCCUGCAUGGAAGACUGGUGUUAUCAUCCCCAUCCUGAAGGCCGGAAAAAAGGCGGAGGACCUCGAUUCUUACAGGCCAGUGACGCUCACGAGCUGUCUCUGCAAAGUCAUGGAGCGCAUAAUUGCCGCGAGACUUAGAGACACUGUUGAGUCCCAGCUGACGCCGCAGCAAUCAGGCUUUCGCCCCGGAUGCUCAACGCUCGAACAACUCCUGCACGUCCGCGCUGCCCUCUGCCGUCCCACGCACCAAUCUCGUACGGGUGCUGUAUUCGUUGACUACGAGAAGGCAUUCGAUACAGUAGACCACGACAAAAUUGCGAGGGAAAUGCACAGAAUGAAGGUAUCACCCCACAUUGUGAAGUGGUGCGUAUCAUUUCUGAGUAACCGAACUGGCAGAGUGAGAUUCAAGGAGAAGCUUUCCAGAAGCAGAACAUUUGAGCGAGGAGUGCCACAAGGAACUGUCCUUGGCCCAAUCAUGUUCAUUAUUGUCAUGAACUCGUUGAGCCAACGCCUUGCAGAAGUGCCGUUACUGCAGCACGGAUUCUUUGCAGACGACCUAACGCUACUUGCGAGGCACACAGAAAGGGAUGUCAUCAACCACACACUACAAUGCGGCCUAAACGUGGUGUUACAGUGGUCAAAAGAGUACUUCAUGUCUGUCAACGUAGCGAAAACAAAGUGCACACUCUUCGGGUGUAUAGAGCGCCACCCCCUUACAUUACAACUGGAAGGCGAAAGAAUAGGAGCUGACAGGACACCGAAGCUUCUAGGAGUAACAUUCCAGUGUCUGCAGGGGAUGGCAACACAUGCGGCCGAAACGAGACGCAAGAUGGACUUCCGACUACUGCAGAUAGCGGCCAUCUCAGCUUCUACAUGGAGGCCAAGACGACAAGUACUGAGAGCUUUUUAUCUAGCACUCGUACAGGCACACACCAUGUAUGGCAUUGAGGUAUGGUACUGGGACGCUUCGGAACGAAGUCGCGACCUCCUUGCAUCAGCACAACACAAAGCCAGUCGCAUCAUAGCCGGCAUACCGCAUGGGACGCGCAAAGAGGACUCUCUGCUGGAAGCAAACCUCCUGCCACUCAAGACGACCACUCUUGUGCGCAGCAUGAAAUUCAUGCUGAUGUGUGAGUCACGAGGCGGAUGUUUGCGGCGCAGUGCUGAAGAAGUAUACCACAGCAAACACCCAGUCAGAGUCUUACAUUCCCGCAUCAUGCGGUCCUACCCCCACCUCCGCAUUGAGCCACGCGAGCACCCACUAGAGACAUCGACGCUCCGCCACAGCUGCCGACCGAUAUUUCACACGCAGAUAAAGCCUGUGUGCGCUGAUGACCCUGACGAUGUCAAAAGGGAGGCUUCCGAAAAGUGGAUUGAACGACAUUUUGCACGGAGGGGGAAGGAGCCACCGCGGCGAGAGCACUACGAAUUGUGGACUGAUGGAUCCGUGUCCCUCGGUGAGAAGACCGGGGCAGCUGCCCUGCUCUAUAGAAACAACACGCUGAUUUGCGCACCCAAAACUGGAGCAGGGGAACUCUCAUGCAGUUACAGAGCGGAAUGCGUAGCAUUAGAGAUAGGACUGCAACGGCUGCUGAAAUGGCUUCCGGCAUACAGAAGCACACCGAGCAGGUUGUCCAUCUUCUCUGACUCGCUGUCAAUGUUAACAGCACUGCAGACAGGCCCCCUAGCCGUAACGGACCCAAUUCUGAGACGACUAUGGAGGCUUCUGCUUCAAGUUCAGAGAAGGAAGGUGCGUAUCCGACUGCAAUUUGUGUUUGGCCAUUGUGGCGUGAAACGGAAUGAGGUUUGCGAUGAAAUGGCCAAAAAGGCCGCAGAUUUACCACAGUUGCGAGACACAUGGAUCCCCGACAUCAUUGCUUAUGCGAAGCGAGUGCUUAGGUCGGAAGAAGUCCAUGAGAACACUCAUAGGUUUGGUAUCACGGGCAACCACUUUCCAACAAAACAUAAGGAAGAACUGACGAGGGAAGAAGAAACGGCACUGGCACGCUUUCGGGUUGGGUCUUCAAGACACUAUGGAUGGAUGUUGCGAAAGAUCAACCCGAGUGUGCCUCCACAGUGUCGAUGGUGUAACCCGCAACAUGCAGCGAUAGGGCCAACAAUACAAACACAAAAGGCCCCAAUUGUUGCGACACGCACUCUUCAGAGAACCUCCGAACCGACCAAAUGUACGGAAUGUGAUGCCACAUACCAAUGCCGCUCGAGUGCUGUAACGCAUAUGGUAAACAAACACGGCUUUGUGCGAGCUGAUGCCCUCCGGAGGAUAAAAUACGGCGAUGCAACACCUGCAGUGGAUAUCCCCCCGGAGCCCCCUCCAGUGGUGGCGAUCGUUCCUCUACCAUCGAGCACACGAGUCCCGAUAAGACCACAGGUGCUUCAUUGUACCCUCUGUGCCUCCAAAUUCGCAGUGCCAGGGCGACUAUUACACCACCUUAGAACAAUACAUGGCAUAGGCAGCGGCAGUUGCCGCGUGAAAAGGGGGCGAGAGAACGAGGACUCAGUGCAAGGAGAUGGUAAAGCCCCAGCAGCGCCAGCCUCUCAGGAUACACGGAAGCUGCCGUUUCAAUGUGACCUGUGCGAGGCGAGCUUCGGUACACGCUCUUCCCUGUCACUACACAAGAAAUUCAAACAUAAAAGCAUAGUGACUGAGGACGGUGCCGUGGUGGUGGUGCAAUUCCCUCGUAAGCGUGCCCGUGAGGGAAACGUUGACGUCCCGGGGAAAGGCGAGGUGCAGUGCGGUGUGUGCCAAAAAGUGCUCAGUUGCAGGGACUCCCUCAUCCGACACUGUAAGGCUUUCCACAAAGGUGAGGUAGUCGAGCUUAAAUGCAGCAAAAGCACAAAAUUGUGUGCCACUGAUUCCCCCCAUACAAACACAUCCAUGUUGGUGUGCCCGACAUGCGGAAGGCAGUGUGCUAGCAAAACUGGCCUCACCCUACAUCAAAAGAAGAUGCACGGUAUGAAGGUAGAGCGCGCUGUUACCAGCCAACGCGGCGACUGCGAAGAAACGUCGCUGCACUUGAUGAGCUGUCCCGGUUUGAAGAAGUUACGUGUCAGGUUUGCGGUAGAAGGUGAGUGUGUGCAGGAUGUAUGUUUCUCCAAAAGGCUGGCGCAGUUUCUCAUUGCGGUUGAACGGAGCCGGCCGCAGGUGAAGUCCUCACCUAAGGUAACAGUCAUACAACCCACUCUUCCUUCUGCAACUUCCCCCCUUAUUGCCGAGUGUGGAGCUAGCAGGAAAAGCACCGGACGCAGGAAUAGUCCAGACACCCUCAGAGACAGAGGAGGUAUGCUGUCAACAAGCAACAGAAACAGAAAGAGGGGGAGAGAAUAAUAAACGAAUAACAAAAAUCAAAACAAAAGGAUUGCUAAUUGACAUCUUUGGGAGAGUCCAGGGUGGGAGGCUUCUCGCCCCAUCUGCUGUAUUCCGUUCAUAUGCGGAAAUACAACAAAAAUUAUAGAGGGUGUGUUAGGAUGAAUGAAAAAGGGAGACUCUGCCACAGUCGCCAGACCGAUAGCAUCUCAGGGCUCUACGGUGAUGGCUGAUGGCCGCGCCAGUGAGGGGAAACUCCCACGAAGGCACGAAGAAAAUUCUAAAAAAAAAAAUUCUCCUUCACAAACUAAAGCAUGAUGCCAGAGUAUUGCCUGUUACCGCAUAUUUUAUAGGAGUUCAUGCAUGCAUAUAUAUAUAUAUAUAUAUGUCUGUGUUGUAUCUUGGAACGUUGCGCCCAUAUGGCAAAUGGAUUGGAAGACUGCUGCUGCAUAAAUUCAUCAACCUUGGUCGCAUCUAUCGUACAGGAGAUUCCGAAACGUAUGUGUGCACGCUGCACUUUGAAUCCGCAUUGAGGGUGGUAACUUUCCAGUCGCGCAGAGACGUUGCACGACAACAUUGUGUGAGGAGAGUCACUCAUAUACAGAUCAGUUUUGUCUUGUGUUUUGAAGGUGAUGCCGCAAGUGCUUUCGAUUUUCCCAGGGUAUUAUUUCCUUUUAUUGACAUGAUAGGGUCAUUGCCCGCAACCGCGGAGUGGAAACAGGAAACGAUGCAGGAUGUCAGCGUGUUGAACCGCCUGAGCGAUAUUUUCCUGAACUUCGGUAAAGCACAGCGCCUUCCAAAUAUCCAUGAGGGAACAAUCAACUCUCCACACACCAUGCAACUUUACGGGUUCCCACCCAUUUUCCCACUAUUUGAUACCUUGUUUGUUGUGGAUUGCGACACAACCACCGAAGUUGAAAAUCAACGAAAAAUAAACGGUGGUGAUGUUGCAAUUCCAAACUGCUGGAUCACAUGAUAACAAAACAGGAACAGCCCUUAAUAUGCUCGAGAAUCCUGUCCUUCUAACAUGUGAUGCGAAUAGGGAUAUGUUUUUGAGAAAUUUUAUGAAUGAAUUUGGGUGGGGAGUUAUUUGUGCUCAGCAUGUUGCCGUCAGAAAGAUGAGACGCCAACAAUUGUGCAACGAUACAGCGGGCAAAUGAAGUGAGGAAGAUCGCAAAUAUGUUCAUUUAUUUUGGGCCAACAGUAUGAAACAUUACCUUGUGCAAUUUAAUGUUAAUACCGUCGCUAUGUUAGCUAUUGAAAAUAUUGCGGGGAGGG
Molecule: messenger RNA, 7268 nt
Organism: Trypanosoma brucei brucei TREU927
Lineage: Eukaryota; Euglenozoa; Kinetoplastea; Trypanosomatida; Trypanosomatidae
Source: the annotation of a RefSeq genome assembly